Messenger RNA from Drosophila subpulchrella, 786 nucleotides. RefSeq lists its product as uncharacterized. The transcript has 2 exons. The record is from RefSeq and is a predicted model, not a curated record. Lineage: Eukaryota; Metazoa; Arthropoda; Insecta; Diptera; Drosophilidae. Gene Ontology annotation, molecular function: DNA binding. The coding region runs from base 40 to 561 and encodes 173 amino acids.
CCACUAAUUGUAUUGUUAUUUUGUUGAAUUGUUUAUAAAAUGCGAAAUUAUAAGAGGAAAACGCCAAAAAGAGAUCCCACAAUUCUUCGCGGAGCAGUUGCGGCCAUGAAAUCGGGAGUUUCCCUACGAGCGGCAUCCAAUAUAUUUGGGAUACCGAGAAGUACGCUACUGCUCCAUCGCAGAAAUAACGAGACUACAUUGCCGGACGAAUCGGAACCAUCAGAGGUGGAUAUAAACGAUGUGGAGAUAGCGCCAAAAGGAUACAAGACUGUUUUCACCGAAGAACAGGAAAGUGUUUUGGAACACUUCCUCUAUGUGGCAAACGAUUAUUUCGGAUUGUCUGCGAAGCAAGCUCGAUCCCUGGCCUAUCAAUAUGUUAAACAAGUUAAGGUCGCCUGUCCCCUUUCCUGGCAUCGUGAUGAAAUGGCCGGAUUGGAAUGGUAUCGCAGCUUCAAAGUGCGGCACCCAAAAUUGAUCCUACCCAAACCAGAACGAAACUUGGAACCAAUGAAUGUCGCUGAAUUCUUUGCGAAUUACUUUUCGGUAGUGAAAACUGAGUGAAUUCGAUGGUAUUACGUGUACCAUAGUUGAGAUACAAAUAGACUAAGGAUUUCGGCUACUGGGAGUGAUCAUGUUGAGCGCUACAGCAGAUUAACCAAAUCCAAAUGAUGGUACAUGUGUGAUUGGGAUAAGACAAGUAUGAAAAUAUCCCAAGAAUAUCAUACUAAAGCCCAAAGGAGGUCGCAUGUCCAGCUAUUUUAAAUAAAUAAAAUAGUUUAAAAAUAA